Molecule: messenger RNA, 1020 nt
Organism: Dermacentor silvarum
Lineage: Eukaryota; Metazoa; Arthropoda; Arachnida; Ixodida; Ixodidae
Product: neprilysin-1
Exons: 1
Coding region: 1-1020 (339 amino acids)
Biological process (GO): proteolysis
Molecular function (GO): metalloendopeptidase activity
Source: RefSeq, a predicted model, not a curated record
AUGCACUUGUACAUCUCCUGGUGCGCCGUGCAGUAUGCCUCGAUUUUCACCAGUCGGGACGCGCUGCUUGUUGCCGCAGGCGGGACCCGCCUACCGAGCUGGACUUCUUCGCCGUCCAUCUGUCUCAUGUUCACUUACGGCGUGGUGGGAGACGCCAUAUUCGCGCCCUACACCGCCCACGUCCUCAAGUCCGGCGUGCGCUCGGACGUGGCCAAGCUGGUGUUCUCCGUGCGCAAAGCAUUCACGGAGCGCUUCGAAAACGACUCGGUGUUCUCCGGUGACACGACCAUGCUCACCGAGUGGGCCUCCGUCGGGGGCGUGUUCGAAGCAUUCGACUACCGGAUAAAGCGCGACCUGCGCGCUCCGUUCCUGGGCUAUCCGGACAUGACGUCGUCGUUCGUGCGCAACUGGAGGAACGCGUCGCGGAUGCGCUAUAUGACGGACACCAACGUCGACGUCUUGCGCACGAUCGACGCCAUCCUGAACAGCGAACUGUACAUGGUCAAGAAGAGCGCGCAGGACUUCGUGCUGCUGCCCUUCGCGCUGACGUCCCCGAUGUACGACGCCGAGACGUCCAUCGCGAUCAAGUACGGCACACUGGGCGCGCUGCUGGCGCGCGCGUCGGCCGAGAUAGCCCUGGACUACUACGGCAGGCAGGCGGCGACCAAGGAUCGUCUGGACGAGUCUCGAGAAUGCUUUGCCAAAGACGCCCGGACGAUGUCGAUCGCGCCGCGGGCCAACGUCAUGUUGGAGGCGGUCACCGUCGAGGCCCUACUGGACGCUUUCCAGGCGGACAUUGAUCAGAAGCGUCAGGAUCGCCAGGGCCUCGCCGGUUACUCGGCAGUGGAGACCUUCUUCCUCUCCUGGUGCCUCAUGAAGUGUGCCGCGCCUCCCAACGAGCGCAACGCGGACGUGGAUCCUUGCUCCGCGCCUCUGCGACACGUUCGAAGGUUCUCGGAUACCUUCGGCUGCCCGUCGGAGACGUCGCUAAACCCCGUGCACAAGUGCCGGGUUUUCUAA